Molecule: messenger RNA, 1235 nt
Organism: Carica papaya (papaya)
Lineage: Eukaryota; Viridiplantae; Streptophyta; Magnoliopsida; Brassicales; Caricaceae
Source: RefSeq, a predicted model, not a curated record
GAAAGCUUCCCAUUUGGAGGAAGAAACACGGUGCUUCAACUUCAGACGAAAGAAAAUUCUCUCUCUAAAAAACUAUUUUCUUUUUCUCUCCAAUCCCUAAUUUUCUCUCCUCUCAAUCUUUUGAAUUUUUCUCUUCAAUUAUCAUACUUCUCAAUCCAUUACUCUCAUACAUAUACAUACGUCUGUAUAGCUCUCCUCAUUGUUUUUUCUUUCUUCAAUAUAGAAUCGAUAAAAUCUUCAUCUCUAGUGUAUGGUAUUUCAUAAUCCAACAUAGAAGUCUAUCCCUCUAAUAAUACAUGUAAAAAUUUCUUUCUGAUCUUCCAUGGAUCCGACGAGUAUUGACAGCUUAUGAUUACUGCAGAGUGAAUGACAGAGAGAUAUGGGAUUAGAAUCCGCCGGUGGGUUAUUUGAAUCAUCAAAAGACCCCCGAUUUUCGUCUCAAAGCGCCCAAUUUAAUUGCUGAUUAAUCGGGGUUUUUCGGUUCUGUUUGCUGUUAUCUUUUUUCGUUCUCAUUGCUCGGUAGGAUCAAUGGAGCAGUUAGGCACGGUCAGUCGGUGGAUACAAGCUUGAUUUGUUCUUCUGGGUCAUGGAUGAGGUCAGUUCUAGCAAUGAAGGUGGAACUCGAGGUUGCGAAGUGGGCUCCGAGGAGCCAUCAACUGCGCGGUGGCGGCCCAGGCAGCUGGUUUUCGGGCCUUAUCCGCCACGGAUUGAUGCCGCAAACAAGGCGCAACCUCUGCGUGUUGCCGUGAGGAGACCUUUGGUGGCAAGAUUGACAAAAGACAUAGUUGAAACAUACCAAAUUUGCAAUCCACAAUUCAAGUAUUCAGAAGAAUUAAAUUUGAAGCGGUUUUUAACUAGCCCAUCAAUUGGAGUCCUCAAUGAUGGCUAUGAUAAUGUCAACUCAGAUCUUAUACUAACAGUGAACUAUGUCUUGGUCAAUUCAGACACACAGAGAAGAUAUGUUGUCAAAGAUGUACUUGGCCAUGGGACAUUCGGGCAGGUUGCUAAAUGCUGGGUUGCAGAAACACACAGUUUUGUUGCUGUGAAGAUAAUUAAAAAUCAGCCUGCUUACUACCAGCAGGCACUGGUUGAAGUGUCUAUUUUGACAACGUUAAACAAGAAGUAUGAUCCAGAGGACAAACAUCAUGUUGUACGUAUUUAUGAUUACUUUGUACAUCAACGACAUUUGUGCAUUUGCUUCGAACUGCUUGACACAAACCUGUAAGUUUUAGCAC